AUGACUGAAGGAAAGCUGACCUGUGAGGUUGGAGCCUUGCUGCUGGAACUGCCGAUGGGUGCCGCCUCGCCGCGCUUGCAGCGAUAUCGCUUGAGCCGUGGCCCGUUGCAUUUGAUCCCCGGCGCAGAUGCGUCCGCAAUGGCGUGUCGUGGAAGCUGCGAGGCCUUUCUCCUUCGCCGUCCAUCGCUGGAGCCAGAGCCUCUCCUGGUUGAGAAAGAGACGCGCGCCAUAGGCUUUUGCUCGGAUUCGCUGCUCACUUUGUCCAACACGGAUGGAGGCAACGAGCUGACCUUGGCCUGUGGCAAACUUGAAGAUGCGCAGGGCCAACACUCCGUCCUGCAGAGUCGUCGGCUUCGUGGGGAGGUCCUGGCGUUGGCAUUCAAGGCAAAGCCCAAGCCUUGUUUGUUAGCCUUGGUGCAGCAUCGUUGGCUGCGGCGCUUGUCGUUGAUGGCUUUGGAUGACCAGUUGCAGCUGCUCUUUACAGUCCCCAUGGAGGAAUCUCCUCCUUGGCCGCUGGGUCAACCAUCUGCGUGGCUGUGGGACUUGGGUCAAGAUGUUCUGGUGGCAUUGGGGCAUCCAGGUAAGGGCUCUCCACCCACGUCUCUCCACAAGCUGCAGCUACCAGCGGUCAGGCCAGACUGGCGUUGGCUUGUGCCAACGCCCGACGGAGAUGCAGCAAGCCGUCCUCACAGCGGCGAAGGAAAAGUGGUUGCGUCUCUGCGAUUGGACAGCCCAGUGCUGGUGGCUGCACAGGCACUUGAGGAAGCUCCAAUAGUCCUGGGCAAUGAUGAGUUGCGCUUCCUCUCCCCAGAAACCCUGAGGGUUUGUGGAAGAUAUGCGCUGCGACAACGACUUUCAGCUCUAAGUCUGACUGCUGGCAGGCCAAAGGAGUGGUCGCCCAUGGCUGCAGCAGCAGCAGGCAAGCAGAUGUUUGCUUUCCUUGGCUUUUACAAUGGACCACCACAGAUCCUGCAGCUGAAACUCACCGAGGGAGCACCAAGUUGCUCCGUGCUGCGGCUCGUGGACGGAAUGGGCGUGAUUUCCAACAUCCAGAGGUCACCAAUCUACCAUGUGACUCCCUUUGAAGUGGAUUGUCCCGGAGAGCCACCUUGUGGCUUCAUGGUCUGGGAGGAGAGCUCCGGUAGCAUCUUCGAGCUGGACUUCAGCUCGCCCCUGGAGGCACCCAGCGCGCGGCGCAGGUCCCAAGCGUCUCAGCGGCUGAACAACAGCCACUGGACCUUGGGACAGUUCUGGCCAAAGAUUGCCGGAGGGAAUGACUUUGCGUGUGCCAUGAUCUGUCAGGAGGAGUCGUUGCGGAUCUGGCAAGCUGCAGUGAAAUGA
Messenger RNA from Cladocopium goreaui, 1341 nucleotides. The record is from the annotation of a GenBank genome assembly. Lineage: Eukaryota; Dinophyceae; Suessiales; Symbiodiniaceae.